Messenger RNA from Ctenopharyngodon idella (grass carp), 3466 nucleotides. It is a transcript of the gene clic3, whose product is annotated as chloride intracellular channel 3. Bases 2262 to 2981 code for a protein of 239 amino acids. The record is from RefSeq and is a predicted model, not a curated record. The transcript is spliced from 6 exons. Lineage: Eukaryota; Metazoa; Chordata; Actinopteri; Cypriniformes; Xenocyprididae.
GAUACGGAACGUAAAUGUGGACUUCAAAGAUUUCUUCCUUCUGCCCCAUCUAUAGGCCAUGACCAGUGACUAGUUGACAUCAUGCUUAAAGAGUCAUGGCAGAGCAUUAAAGUUGACUAAUUAGUCGGUGCAACCCCUACUAUGUUGCGAUACUGUGGUGUCUUGAGAAGAAUAUGCAAAUCCCUGUAAUUUUGUGAAUAUUAUACCAUGAAAAAGCUUUUUCCAGUAAAUACCACAGUUACUACAUACUUUUUUGUUACUACUGUAAAAUUAUAAUAUUAAUUCAAGAUCUUCAAACACUAUAAGAAGCAUUCAUUUUAUUAUUUUAUUAUUUAUAUUUUUGUAAAUGACGUUGGUGACUGAUACUAAGUUGCCACUGUUUUAUUGUGACAACAUGAUUAUAAUGUUUUAGCAUCUAUAAUUACCCUGAUGAUACCUUAUUUUUCCAGAUUAAAACUGGUUUAUAUGAAUUCUUAAUUAAAAGUGUAAUGACUCAGACUUUUUUGAACAAAGGCAGUGUGAUGAUUCAGUACAUUCAUUCUCUGUAUUAAAAUGUACUAGGUUUGUUGGGUACGCCCAUCAUUCACAAAGGUCUACACCCCCUCUGCACCUUGAGUGUUUAUUAAUCAAGUAUUUUGGCUAAUUUGAUGAUUCUUUCAGCUACCAAUAAGAGUGUAGCUCUUUAUCAUAUUUAAAUUCAGCAGAAUUCAACCCAUCGGAUGCUGGCAUAAUAUUCAAGGACAUAUUUAUGCACAAUUUGACAUUGAGUCGCCAUGUUUCUUCUGUAAAGUAUUUUUAAAAAUUUUGGCGUGGUUACAACAUACAGUACAAAUUGUAACAGUAGGCAUUCAAAUUAAUGAUUUGUCAUACAUAGGUGUUAGAUCAUUUUGUUCAGUUAUUUAUAGUCUUCUGCAAUUCACCUCCAGAUCUCGUGAAGCCCUUUUACAACGCAUUGGGAGAAUCAAAUAAGAGAGACAGAGACCAGAUUGCUGCUCAGUUGAUUCUCAGUUUAAUACAGGAAAACAGAGGAUAUUUAUCCUGAUAUAAAAGCAGGAUAUCAGUUUGCUGAGCUUGGUGUUAAAAAUCACGUAUACACUAGCAAGUCUAGUCACCUAAACAAUUACUGGAAAUAGGGUCUCCCGAAGCAAAAUUUAAGACAAAAACGGGGUGACAGAGAGCCUAAAAAUCUCUUAGAACGGCCAAAUGUCAUAGUUUAGAUGUUACACCUCAUCAUACCUGUAGUAAAUCACUCUCUCCUGUGUAUCCUUAUUCUCACACAAAUUCCACAGGGUCAAAGUACUUCAGCACUGAUCAAUGCUACAGGAAAUUAAAGUACCGUUACAGUUUUCAUAGCACAAAAUGGUAAUCAUAUAACCCUAUCCUUAAAAUAAACCAUAUAUUGUGCAUGAUGCUCAUACGUUUUCAUAAUAGUCCAAUCCAAAAAUGAAAAUCUGUUUUCUUACUUAUUUUUUACACAAAGUUUAUCAGAAUAUUAGCACUGCUCUUUUCCAUAUCUUAAAUUUCAGUCUUUUUUAUCACACAAAAAUAUUGUACUGCUUUAGGGAAACUCAGAGAUAUAGUGCAUAUAGAGUUGACUGAAUAAUUUUUAUCAUUUUACCUUGAUGGCAUUGUUUUGUCAUUUUUUUUAAGCUUGACAGUCCCUGUUCGCUGUUCACUUUUAUUGUAUGCAAAAGAACAGCGUGAACACCCUGCCAAACAUCUUCUUCUGUGGUCUGUUAAAGAAAAACAAAAGCAUGUGUGUUUGGAACCACAUGACGGUGUGUAAAGGAUAACAGAAUUUUUAUUUUUGGGUAAACUUGGGCAAGUAGACUGAACUGGGAGUGAAGAAUGAUGGAAGUAGGACAGCACUGAGCAGUUUAGGGAGAAACUCACAAUGACUAAAGCAGAAGAGAAUGAGGGAAGAUACAGGUUGGACAGGUUCGGCCAGUGGGCUGGUAUUCCGAACACUCAAGACCAGUGGGGUGUGGUAGGAGUUUGGGUUCUAAAAGGAAAUGAUAGAAACUGCGGUUAGGAGAGGAAGAAGGAAAGUUGCUGUAGUUAGUGCCAUCGAUACAGUUUAAUUUUUCAGAGAUCAAAGGAGGAGACAGAUACAUCCAAGUGUGAACUCGUGAGGUGAAGUGGAUUCUAUAAGUAGACUCUGAGGUGGACUGAUGUAAACUGACCUCAUUCUCCUGAACCAGCGAGAGAUCCUGGGCAACUGAGACACCGCAGAAAGAGGAGGAGGUAGAGGAGGACCAGAGAUGGCUGAAGCAGCAAAGAUUGAACUUUUUGUCAAGGCAAGCGAUGAUGGUGAAAGUGUUGGUAACUGCCCUUUUUGUCAGCGGCUCUUCAUGAUACUCUGGCUGAAGGGGGUCAAUUUCACCCUCACCACAGUGGACAUGAAGAGAGCUCCAGAGGUACUAAAGGACCUGGCUCCAGGUUCUCAGCCCCCUUUCCUCAUCUAUAAUGGAGAGGUCCGUACUGACACCAACAAGAUCGAGGAGUUUCUGGAAGAGACCCUUGCUCCCCCACAAUAUCCCAAGUUAUGCUGCCGCUAUAAGGAGUCUAACACGGCUGGAGAUGACAUCUUUCACAAAUUCUCGGCUUACAUUAAAAAUCCCAAUCCUGGACUCAAUGACAUGCUGGAGAAGAAAUUUCUAAGGAGUUUGAUGAAGUUGGAUCAGUACCUGUUGACUCCCCUUCCACAUGAACUGGACCAGAAUCCAGAUUCAGCCCAAUCCGCAAGGCAUUACCUGGACGGAAAUUCACUCUCUCUUGCUGACUGCAACCUGCUUCCAAAAUUGCACAUUGUCAAGGUAGUUUGCAAGAAGUACCGUGGUUUUGAGAUCCCUAGAGAGCUAAAAGGCCUGACACAGUACUUGGACAAAGCAUACAAGGAAGAUGUGUUCCACCUCACCUGCCCCAAAGACAAGGAGAUCCUGCUUGCCUACCAUUCAGUGGCUAAAUAUCUCAACAAGUAGAACUGGACUUCAAAAGGGGAUGAGGACAAAAGAUUGUCUGGAAUUUAUUGUAAAAAAAUUUAUAUAUAUGAAAUGCCCCAAAACUGCCUUUAUUAUAAAUGUAUUCUUAAUGGGAAUUUUAAUAAUCCGAAUAUAUUGGUGGAGGUUGUUUUCGUUCAUUUUUCAUUUAAAAACCACAAUUGUAAAUAUCGGAUGCCUGCCUUGCUUGUUCCUGCCAUUUUGUUUUUGUAUUUAAAUGUCACUUUUGAGUGUGUUACUUUUGUUUGAUAGCCACUCAUUUAGAAACAUCUGUGAUUGUUGUUUUUGAAGGCCAUGUGAAAUGAGACAUGUAAUUGGUCUGAAAUUCUACCCCAUGAGAAAAAAAGAAGACAAAGCACUAGACAACUUCUACAAUGAUGUUAUUGAUCUCAAACAUUAAUGUUCGUAAGGAACGUCCAGUAUGUAUAAAACGGCUUGCAAACAAAUAAAACUCUUAUGGAAGAACA